CGCGUUUUAUCCACUUACAUGUGCGCAUGGUCAUGGCGAUGAAUGGUGGAAACAACAUAGAAAUCAUGUCGAGGAAUGGCGAUGUUCCUAUGAAAAAGCAACGGUUUAACACCCGUGUGCCUGUACAAGUAGUUCUAGGAACACAAUGGGGAGACGAAGGAAAGGGGAAAAUCGUCGACAUGUUGGCGACGGACGUAGAGAUCUGCUGCCGAUGUCAGGGAGGAAACAAUGCAGGACACACAGUGGUGGUGAAGGACCAGGCAUACGACUUCCACCUUCUGCCCAGUGGUAUCGUCAACAGCAAUUGUGUGGGUGUUAUAGGCAAUGGAGUUGUGAUUCAUCUGCCAAAUUUGUUUGAAGAGAUCAAAAAGAAUGAGGACAAGGGUUUGACUGACCUGAAGAAGCGCUUGAUAAUCUCCACAAGAGCACAUCUAGUGUUUGAUUUGCACCAACAAGUUGACGGUAUGCAAGAACAAAACAGAGGAAAAAACUUAAUCGGUACUACGAAAAAGGGUAUCGGCCCGGCAUAUUCAUCUAAGGCAACGAGGAACGGUUUACGAAUCGCUGAUCUUCUUGGUGACUACUCCUAUUUUUCAGAACAUUUUCGCAAGCUGGUAGACUUCUAUAUCCGGCAGUUUCCUGAGCUGAAAGAAGUAGUCAACGUUGAAGAGGAACUGAAACGCUAUGAAGUCCUGCGGGAAGAGGUUCGUCCCAUGGUACGAGACACCAUCCCCUACCUCCACAAGGCCAUUACUGACUGCAAGACCAUACUUAUAGAGGGAGCUCAGUCCAAUGUCCUUGACAUUGACUUUGGUCUGUAUCCAUAUGUGACCUCAUCAAACUGCAGUGUUGGAGGUAUCUGUACUGGGCUAGGAAUCCCACCUCAUGUUCUAGGGGAUGUGUUUGGUGUCGUCAAGGCCUAUCUCACAAGGGUGGGCAGUGGUGGAUUCCCAACAGAACUUAAAGAUGAAAAAGGUCAAACUCUGGUUGAUAGAGGUCAUGAGUACGGAGUCACCACAGGUCGCAGGCGGCGAGUGGGCUGGCUAGAUAUGGUCAUGUUGAAGUACUCCAACAUGAUCAAUGGUUUUACUGCUGUUGCUAUCACCAAACUGGAUAUACUUGAUACAUUCAAGGAGGUGAAGAUUGGUGUGAAGUACAUCCUUGAUGGUGAGGAGUAUGAAAGCUUCCCAGCACUGGAUGAGGACUUGAAGCGAAUUGAAGUAGUAUAUGAAACCCUGCCUGGAUGGGAAGAGGACACCUCCUCAGCAAGGAAGUUUUCCGAACUGCCCCAGAAUGCGCAAAGUUACAUCAGAAGAGUGGAAAAGUUGAUGGAAGUACCAGUGAAAUGGAUAGGUGUCGGGCAGUCGAGAGACUCCAUCAUUGAAGUGGGCUCCUGCUGACCUUGUGCCCUAGUUAGGGCUUCAUGACGUCAUCUGUAACUGGAAUACAGGGAUUAUUGUAGAGGUGUUGGUCAUCAUCUUAUAUUUUUGAAUAUGGUGUGCCUGAUAUUUUUAGUCGUACAAUUGUAUAUCUGUCUGUAUUGAAGUUGAGGGUAACACAAAAUAUUCACCAAGGUUUAAUAUCUAUUUUCUCUCUUACCUUUUCCAUAAUGUGUGAUAACAAACCGCCUCGAUCUGUUUUAUACGUGCCAUGUCCUGAUUUAUAUAUUGGACUAUCAAGAUCCGACAGAUUCUGGUCAAUCAGUUCUUACUUUUUAGAAUUAUAUUUUUUAGAAAAUUUCUGUGUCUAAGAUUUUUAGAGCAUUAAUGCAUUUAUAUAAACCAGGUAGGUACCUGGAUGAUAGUUGCCUUUGAUUUUAAAGAGAAAAGGUAAAAUUUAACUCCUGACUAAACUAAAUGUUCUAUUAAAUAUGUAUUUUUAACCCUCAUAUGUAUAUAACUAUUUUAUGUAACUUUGUUUCAAGAAUACCUAAAUUUCCACAAUAUAGAUAUCAUAUCCCGUUGCUUUUUACAUUAUACAAAGGUAAUCCAACAGCUGUAUUUAGUAUAAAAAUUAUAUACUUACAUCAGUCUAAGUCUAUAUUUGAGAAGAAUUUAUUUUUAAAAUAGAUGGGAUUAAAAAAUUUAGGGAUGUUCAAGUAAAAAUAAUAUCCAACGGAUAACUCCAGAAAUAAAGUAUAGUAGGCUAAUAGAAUUUAAAAUUUAAAUGGUGUUUUAUAAUAAUAAUAAUAAUUGUGGGGAGAGGUCGCCUAAGACAAAGCUGUUGCGAUUGGCUUUUUUCCGACAGAAGGCAUCAUCCGUCUGUGAACAUGUUACAUUUUUACACUUUCCAGAAACCUCUAACCAAUUUCAUUGAAAUUUCACAUGAUACAGAAUAUAUGUAAGAUUGAAAUGUGACAAUGCUGUAUUGAGUUUGAAAACAGCAAGCUUUAGGGGAAAUUCCAUUACAAAACAAGAAAAAGACUUGGAAACUUUAACUGAGAAUAACAGAAAUGAAAAUUAUUUCAAAACAUUAGAACAAUAUGUAUACAAGUCAUUGUGAGAUUGUCAAAUUAGAUUACAAGCAAAAUGGAUUGAGCAAGAUAUAUAAUUUGAUUAAGAGUUUCAUGAUGAGGCAGAGAAAGAGAUGAUGAAGAGGAUUGGGUGAAGGAUGACAAUUAAAAGGAAAUAGCAAAAAGUUUUGAGGAGAAUUGAAAUAAGGAAGCAAAUUUCCCAAACACAAACCUAUAUGAACAAUUACUUUGUUGAUACAGGGGAAAACAUACAGAUGUAUGGCCAUUAAAGCUUCAGAUUGUUAGAAAUUAUAUGAUCCCAUUUGAACUAAAGAUUAAUCUUGUAAAAAAUAUUCUGGAAGAAAAAAUAUUCUGGAAGAAUGAAUUAGCAUCAUGUUUUCAUUACAAUUAGAACUUUUAAAGCGAGUCUGAUUCAAUUUCAGGUGCUACCAAAUCAUCAAAAAGUCAUUUGUGUUUUUCGUUUUAUAUCAGAGUUUUUAUAAUCUUUAUUUUUUGUGAGCUUUAUUUGUCCUCAUGUUUUCAUCAUCCAUAUACCUGUUUCGAAUUGGUUUGAAACAGAUUUUGCAUCAGUUCUGAUUUUGUGUCAAACUGAGUGUUUUGUUAAGUGAUCUGCUGAGAAGUUUGUAGUGUUAUGCUAUCAAUGAAUACUCCCAGAAGUGUUUUUAAAAAUGUCUCCACAACCAUUGUCAUCAUUUACUUGUUAUCUGUUCUCCUGGUUCAGUGAUAUGGUUUCUUGAUUACCUCCCUUGAACUGUAAGAUUGCGUAACCUAGUGAUAGUACUAAUGUAAUACCAUUUCAUAAAGAUUUAUUUUUAGGUCUUUGAAUUGUAUAUGAAUGUCAUGCUUGCAUGAUAAUAUUUCAAAGUUAAGAUUUAUUUUCAGGUCUUUCAAAUGUAUAUAAAGUGUAAGGCUCGCAUGAUGUUAUAAAGUUUGUAACUACUUAACGUUCAGUAAAUGAACAGGUUAGGCCCAUUUCAGGUAGAUCCACUGUAUGAUUGGUGAGGCACUUAUAAUGACUGUACAUGGGUGGUGGGAUUUACCGGUCAUUUGUAUAACGAGACCUUGAAAACAUAUCGGUGUGGAUUCACCUGUCUCCUCGUUUCCCUGUAAAUAUUUCUCUUUUCCACAAUUAAUGUCACAUCAUGGUCUACGCGUUAUGGUAUUGCAUAUAAAAUUGAAUGUUUGCUUCUGAAGUAAACAAACUAUAUAUGUAAACUAGCCAGGACAGCAAUAUUAAGAAAAAAUUUGUGUACAGCUGUUCUCAAGGUUUUAUUGACGUUCACAUGUAGAGUAUUUUCACGGUGAUCUUCAGGCACAAUUUAUUUCUCGGCAACCUCUUCAAGGAUCAGUGAAUUUUUGUUGCAAAGAAAUAUGAAGUCUUGCAUAAUUUCUUUUUGGUGACAAAGAUAGGUGUCAAAUAAAAUUUUGAAAUAUUGGUUUUUCCAAUUGUACAUAUUAAUAUGCAAGAACAGUCUUUAAACUAGAAUGUUUCAAUCCUAUUUGCUUUUCCUCUAGAUAUGAAAAAUUGAAUGAUGCAACCUGUGUUAGAAUGGUAUAAUAUGCAAAUAUUAAAAACAUUUCAAAAGCAACAAGUGGAGAUCUUUGAAAUCCUAGUUUUUAUUUUGAAAUUUUGGCCCUGGUAUCACAGUACUUUAAAAUAGAUACUCUUUGAAUUCCCAUUUUACUUUGAAUAUGAUGUAAUCUAGAUCAGAUGUUUAUUCAGUCUCAAGUCAAAAAAAGUUGUAUUAAAUAAAACUUGAUUGAGAUAUGAUACACCAAUAUUUUGAGUUAUGUAUUUAUGGAUUGGCAUAUUUUGAGAAAGUUUUGUGAUUCCAGGGCCUGGUAAGUAACACAUUUUUAAAUUUAUUGAAACUGUUCUUUUAUUGAUAGAAUUUGUUUGAAGUAUACAGAGUGACGAUUAUUUCUGUUGGAAUGCGAUAUAUAUGUGUGUAGCAAAUCUGUAAUGUUUCUCAUGGACAGCUAAAUCUGAAAAAGGUUUUCAAGAUUUGGUUAUUGGCUGGGGAAGGGAGUCUUGUAAUUUGUAUCAUUCUAGUAAAAUAAAGAGCAAUGUUAUAUAGAGGGCUCCAGGAAAUCAAAUAAUUGUCCUUACUUAACCUUGGAAUUACAUAAACAUGAUUUGUUAUGUUACAGUAACAUGUUGUAUCGGAUAUACCAUGCUCUUUCUCUUGUCAGCUGUUGUACAGGAACUAAGAAAGGAUUAAAGAAUCACUAAUUCUAA
Molecule: messenger RNA, 4712 nt
Organism: Pecten maximus
Lineage: Eukaryota; Metazoa; Mollusca; Bivalvia; Pectinida; Pectinidae
Product: adenylosuccinate synthetase-like
Exons: 13
Coding region: 27-1400 (457 amino acids)
Biological process (GO): 'de novo' AMP biosynthetic process; IMP metabolic process
Cellular component (GO): cytoplasm
Molecular function (GO): adenylosuccinate synthase activity; GTP binding
Source: RefSeq, a predicted model, not a curated record